AUGGUUCCUCGAAAGAUCAUAAUCGAUACCGAUCCGGCAAGUCUCCCAGAAACCACUGUCAAACACGAACUAACCUCCCACCAGGGCGUCGACGACAUACUAGCAAUGCUCCUAGCAUGCUCGGCCAUUCCUUCUGAGUUGGAAAUUCUCCUCAUCUCCGCCACAUACGGCAACAUCGACGUGCAAAGCUGUUUGCGGAACGUCGUCUCCCUCUUCUACCACAUCGAAAAGGAGAUUGCGUGGCGGAAAAGCGUUGGCCGAGAUCCUGGGUUCGAGACGCUGCGCAAGUCGAAACCGCUCGUUGCUGUUGGACCGGAUCAUCCGUUGGCGGAUGAGAAGUUAAUGGCGGAUUUCUUUCAUGGGAAGGAUGGGCUCGGUGGGAUACACGAGAGCGCAAGUCUCAAUCACCCGAUCUACCAUCCGCAUAUGACGCCCGCCGAUACUUGGAAAGGCCUCUUCAACUCAGUCGAAGACUCUAACAACCCCGAGAAAGGGAUGAUUGAGGAAGAACUAAAAAAGACGGACGCCGAGUCCAUCUUCACACCCUCCCGCUCUCCAGGCCAUACAGAGAUCCUUCGACUGCUUCGCGAGAACGAACCAGACACCAUCUCAAUCAUCGCCAUAGGUCCAUUGACCAACCUCGCUCUCGCCGCAGCAGAAGACCCGGAGACGUUCCUUCGAGUGCAGGAAGUAGUCGUGAUGGGCGGCAACAUCGACGGACCAGGCAAUAUGACCCCCGUCGCCGAAUUCAACAUCUUCGCCGACUCCAUGGCCGCCGCCCGCCUCUUGGCCCUCACAUCCCCCCACCCCCACACAACCAUGCCGCCCAUCCCCCCCGCACCCCCCGGGCAGCCGGAAGGCCAACACCCCCCGCCCCACCUCUCGCCUUACCCCAAAAAGCUAUCCAGACAGCUAAACCUCACCCUCUUCCCCCUCGACAUCACCGAACGCCACAGCCUCACCCGCGGCGAGUUCCGCUCCACCAUCAACCCACACCUCGACGCCAGAUCGCCGAUGGCAGAAUGGAUGGCGGCGUUCAUGUCCGCGACGUUCGAAAAAGUCGAAUCCCUGCACCCAUCCAUCAGCGGGGAUGAAGUCGCCCUCGCAUUGCACGACCCGUUGUGCGUGUGGUACUGCAUGGCCGCCUCCGACCCGAAAUGGGCGGUGCAGAAGAACGAGGACAUCAGGGUCGAAGUGGCAGGGCAGUGGACGAGGGGGAUGUGUGUGGUGGAUCGACGGGACAGGAAGAAGAGGGCGGAUGGGGAUGAGGGGGAGGUGGCGGGGGAUACGGGAGAUUGGCUGAGGGGAGGGGCGGGGAAUAGGGUGGGGAGGUGUGUGGGGAGUCCGGGGGAGAAGACGUUUGGGGGGUGGUUGUUGGGGAGGGUGAUGGGGGAUUCAUAG
This is a messenger RNA of Saxophila tyrrhenica, 1401 nucleotides long. RefSeq lists its product as uncharacterized. Gene Ontology annotation, cellular component: cytosol. The record is from RefSeq and is a predicted model, not a curated record. Lineage: Eukaryota; Fungi; Ascomycota; Dothideomycetes; Mycosphaerellales; Extremaceae. Bases 1 to 1401 code for a protein of 466 amino acids. Gene Ontology annotation, molecular function: purine nucleosidase activity. The transcript has 4 exons. Gene Ontology annotation, biological process: purine nucleoside catabolic process.